Molecule: messenger RNA, 2076 nt
Organism: Closterium sp. Naga37s-1
Lineage: Eukaryota; Viridiplantae; Streptophyta; Zygnematophyceae; Desmidiales; Closteriaceae
Source: the annotation of a GenBank genome assembly
GUCGUCGACAUGGGAGCGGACCCCAGCCCGCGCUACGCCCCUCCGGAUCCCACGUUGCCCGCCCCUUGGCGGGGCCUGGUUGACGGCUCUACAGGUUACCUCUACUACUGGAACCCCGACACCAACCAGACACAGUAUGAGCGCCCGGGCGGGCCGGCUCCUGCCGGCGGAGGCGGGGGAGCAGCGGCGGUGAACGGCGCGAGCGCGAAGAGCGCGCAGCAGAAUGGAGGACAUGCGGUGGCUGGCGAUGGGGGAGCGCAGAAGACGGCGGCGGCGGCGGCGGCAGCAGCUGCGGCAGCGGUUGGUGGUGGCGGCGGCGGUGGUGUUCAGCACGUCAACGGCGCGGCAGCGUCUUCCGAUGAUGUUGUGGCGUACAAGCGAAAACACGAGAUUACCGUCGUGGGAUCGAACAUACCACCGUUUCUAACCUUCGAGGCUGCCAAUUUCCCUUCUGACAUCUACCGCGAGCUCAAGGCGGCGGGGUUCCCCACGCCCACGCCGAUCCAAGCGCAGUCAUGGCCCAUAGCGCUCUCAGGCUCGGACGUGGUUGCCGUGGCUAAGACAGGCUCGGGAAAGACGAUCGGGUACCUGCUGCCCGGGUUCGUGCACCUGCAGCAGCGGCGCAACAACAGCCGCCAGGGACCGACGGUGCUGGUGCUGGCGCCCACGCGCGAGCUGGCCACGCAGAUCCACGCGGAGGCGGUUAAGUUCGGUCGGUCGUCGCGCAUCAGCAGCACGUGCGUGUACGGUGGCGCGCCCAAGAACCCGCAGCUGCGCGAGCUGCAGUACGGAGCGGACAUUGUCAUCGCCACGCCAGGCCGCCUCAAUGACUUCCUCGAGGCCAACCAGAUCAGCCUGCGCCAGGUGUCCUACCUGGUGUUGGACGAGGCGGAUCGCAUGCUGGACAUGGGAUUCGAGCCGCAGAUCCGCAAGAUAGUGGCGCGCGUGCCCGGGCGGCACCAGACGCUCAUGUACACGGCCACGUGGCCGCGCGAGGUGCGGCGCAUCGCAGAGGACCUGCUCUCCUCGCCCGUGCACGUCACCAUCGGCAGCACCGACCAGCUCGUUGCUAACAAGUCCAUCACCCAGAUCAUUGAGCUGCCAGCGCCGUACGAGAAGCAGCGUCGGCUGGAGCAGAUCCUGCGCUCGCUCCCCCGCGGCUCCAAGGCCAUAGUCUUCUGCUCCACCAAGCGCAUGUGUGACCAGCUCUCACGCUCCCUCGACCGCAGCUUCGGCGCCGCAGCCAUUCACGGGGACAAGUCCCAGCCCGAGCGCGACCACACUCUGGCCCAGUUCCGCUCCGGCGCCAUGCCCACCCUGGUUGCUACUGACGUUGCCGCGCGCGGGCUCGACGUGAAGGACAUUCGGUGCGUGAUCAACUAUGACUUCCCCACGGGUGUGGAGGAUUAUGUUCACCGGAUCGGGCGGACGGGGCGGGCCGGGGCGACGGGGACGGCGUACACGUUUUUCGGGCCGCAGGACGGGAAGUAUGCGAGGGAGUUGAUCAAGGUGUUGGAAGGGGCGCAGCAGGUGGUUCCUCCGGAGCUGCAGCAGAUGGCUGCUAGUGCCGGGCCGGGCCGAGGGAUGUCCAGAUGGGGCGGGACCGUGGGGGCAGCGGCCGGCAUGACGACAGGGACAGGGAUCGCGACCGCGAUGCCGAUCGCUACCAAAGCAGGAGAACCCGCAGCCGCAGCCGCAGUCCCAGCCGUAGCCGCGGCCGCAGCAGGAGCAGGAGCCGCAGCAGGAGCCCCCGGAGAAAAAGCAGGGAGACAGCCCGCCGCGGCUCUCGCAGCCGCAGCCGAUCCCGCUCCCCCCGCCGCCGCACCAGAAGCAAGUCCCGCACGCCGCCCAGCAGAAGCCGCCGCAGCAGCCGCAGCCCGCCGCCCGCCCGUAAGCGCCACAGCCGCAGCCGCAGCAAGAGCAGGAGCCCGGAGGCCCGGCGGCGCCGAACCUACAGCCGGAGCAAGUCCCCUGGUGGGAAGCAUCGCAGCCCUGUGCGCAGUCCUGUGGGGAAGAAAGACUAGAAGUGGAACUGUGGAGGGAAAAAAUGAGGGACGAGUUUUGCAAGAGAUCUAG